UGCGCUUUUCUUGUCCCUGUUUUCCCCUGCGCGCCUCCCUCUUUUCGCCAACCAUUAUAUUUCUCCCUCAGUCGCUGGUCGUAACGAAUUUGUUUGAUCUCUACUAGUACUAGUACUAGUCGGAGCUAGCCAAGGAUAUGUUUCAUGGGGUGGGGUUCAUUUAUUUAACAUCCAUGAUCCAUCCAUGAUCCAUCCCUGUGUGAAGUGUGCUGCUGAUCAGCGAUCAGCCGCUAGCUAGAUGUGUUGUAGGUGUAUUUGAUCAAACCCCCCACCCAUUCUGAUUUCUUAGGCCUUUUAUUCUUCUCAUGAACAUGAAACCACUGAAAUAAGAGCUCGCUGUGUCAAGUAUCAUGGAUCAAAGACAGAAAGGAUCAGAGGCAGAGCACAUGAAUCAGAGUAGCAUUGCGCCGCCCAGCAAAAGCUGUACAGAUUGCCACACAACAACAACACCAUUAUGGAGGGGAGGUCCAGCUGGGCCAAGGACUCUUUGCAAUGCAUGUGGGAUUAAAUACAGAAAGCGAAAGAGGGCUCUUGUUGGUUUAAACAAAGGAGCAACUGGAACAGAGAGGAGGAAACACAAGACUACUGGAGCCCCUUUGAAGCUGGGAUUGAAGUCUAUGGAAAGAGAAAUGGUCGAAAUGGUGUUCCACUUCCACAAGAGGAAGUUGAAAGAAGAAGAAGAAGCCGCUAUACUGUUGAUGGCCCUAUCUUGUUCUAGUGGCACUGGCGGCGCCGUCUAUGCUUAAAACUCUGUUUCCUCACUCUUGUAUGUAUCUAAAUUCUAAAUGAUGCUUGUGCAGCAGCUGCCAAUUCAUUUGUAUGAAAUCUGCAACAUUCGUACAAACGAAAAGCCUUCUUUUCUUUGCUUGAUGGUUGUUUUAUGUUUUUCAGCUUGAUAUAUAUAUACAUAUUGGUGGUUGUUUAGAACUUGCUCGAUGGUUGAUAUAUGCUAUCAAAUAGUGAUCAUUAAGUUAAGGCAUCAUUGUGUUUUCUUAGUUGCAGGGGCAUUUCUUCUCAUUGGUAUUGUUUUCUUUUUAGCAUUGUUUUUUCACGAACUUUGGAGAGAUUUCAGAAGGGGAUUAGUGAGUUAACUCAUUAUUACUAAUAAACAAAUUCAUUUAAUUUUUUUUAUAAUUUUUUUUUUUUAAAGUAAGAACAAUGGACCUAUUCAAAAAUCAAUCCUACCAGAGAAUUCCAUGGUAGUUGAGAUAAGAACAUAACGCAUGCAUAUCCAAAGUCCAAUUAAAACAUGAAAUGACUUGUUUCUACUUGCUUCUGGGUUCCUGUCCUCCACAAUCUUCAAUUAUUUGUAUUACAGACAAAAAUAGUAGCAAUAAUCAUCUUUGUUUACAGAUGUUGUAAAGGAAAGAAUCGGAAGGUGACACGCAAAGUACACCUAGACAUUCUAAAUCUAAACUGUUACCACGUCAGUGCAUGUAGUUACACGUGUCUUCACAGUUGACCCUACAAACUCUUUCUACUCCUAGACAUUCUAGGAGGUUCCCCUGCCUGCAGCUCUGUAUUGUUCCAGGACUUUCCACAACUCCAACUGAGGAGGCCAUCAAUUUAAAGAAAGCAAUACGAGCUAAGAAACAAUUGAAUUGAGGCAUAUCAGAUCAGAUCAGAUAAUUUAUUAUAGGGAUCAAAAUGCAAUAUUUACGAAAAACAGUGGCUGCUGCUGUAGCACCAAGGUCAAGGUCAAGGUCAGUUUGGGUGCUUGGCAAUCAAGCUCAAUCUCUACGACCAGGACAUGCUUCGGCCAUGGCUAGUCGCCCUGCUGACCCAGCCCUGCACGCUGGGGACUAUGAAGCUGACCCUGUUGUCACCACCGGAGAUCCUCAAGCUACAGAAAAUGUUGCAGAGGAAAAACCAGCCGCUGAUGAGCAACAGAGGCAAGUAGACAAACCACCCAGCAGCUGGGGCAAAGGAAAAGGAACAGGAACAGAACCGGUUUCACCUCCUAAUAAACCCUCAUAUCCAAACGCCAGUUUCCCAAGGCUAGAGAAGACAGAAGUGACCCUGCAGCCGGAUCCGUCGGACCGCCCAAUCAAUUAUACUCAGAAAAGGCGAGCUAGCCAAUACGCAACAGCUGCCACUGGUUUAUCAUUAGAGAAUUUCGAUUUGGAAAAGGUGUGCUGUGUGGGGCUGGAUGGUACACCCUGGCCAAGGGACAAGGAAAAUGAGGAGCACAAGACAGAUAGAGAUAGGGAAGAUGAACGAGAGUACUACAAGCAUCACAAGGCUUCGCCGUUGUCGGAGAUAGAGUUCGCAGAUACCCGGAAGCCCAUUACGCGUGUAAUGUACGGCACGGCUGCCGUAUCGGAGUAUGGUGCAGGUAGAGAUGUCAUUAGAUGGAGGCCGGAGCAGUUGGACACGGCUGAGGAGGCACUGCUUAGAGCUGCAAGGAUAUGGAAAGAGAAUGCCAUGCGUGGUGACCCUGAUGCUCCUCACUCCAGAGUGCUCAGAGCUCUACGCGGGGAGUCAUUCUGAGUCUGGACAGAUGACUCAUCUAUAUAUGUAAUCUGAUGUAUGAAUGGGGUGUAACAUGUAAUGACAUUUAAUAAUUGUAUAUGUAUAUAUGUGUGUGCGCGCCAGCGUUUGUGAGAAGAACCUAUCACGGAAAGUUAAAACAUGGCAAUGAGUGAUGAAUUGAUGAUGAUAUAGAUCAUAGAUGUUGUGUGAGUAUGCAGUCUCCCAAGGAUUAAAAUGCCAAAUAUCAAAUGAUACAUGUAUAUAUUUGAUCACAA
This is a messenger RNA of Prunus persica (peach), 2747 nucleotides long. RefSeq lists its product as uncharacterized. NCBI's taxonomy places the organism in Eukaryota, Viridiplantae, Streptophyta, Magnoliopsida, Rosales, Rosaceae. The record is from RefSeq and is a predicted model, not a curated record. Bases 1648 to 2490 code for a protein of 280 amino acids. The transcript is spliced from 4 exons.